AUUGCCGGUGCGACGCAGCGAGAAUAAAGGCCGGAGUCUGUCGCCGAGCGGCUCUUCGCAGCGCGCGAUGCCCCCUUCGGACCCGCCGGUCGUCUCCGUGCCGGGUGGAGGCUUCGUCCUUUAGUUUCCCGUCGCUCGUUUCGUUGCGGCUUCGCGUCGCGUCGUCGCUUUGUUUUUCUUUUUGGGGGUGGAGGUGGGGGUGGUGUUGGAGGGGAGGGGGCGGUUGCGCCGUAAUUUCAGGUGUCCAAGGUAAAGAGCCCGCAGAAUGACUUCUUUCUCUGGCAUCACCCGAUGUCACAUCUGCAUUAGGGACGUUUCUGCCUUUGUUUUCAUAUUGUUUAUUUCAUAGAAAUCAACCGGCUUUCUUUUUAUUUUAUUUUUAUUGUUUUGGACGGAGGCGACACCCAUAAUAAUGAGGAGAAAUGUCCCCUCCUGAGAAUCCCCAUCAAUAAUCGAUAGACCAGUGAAGCCGGAGGCGGUGAUUCGGUUAAACGGGCGAAACGCUCGUCGGGUUGUGUGAUGUCCCACAUUCGCUCCGAUCCACCGGCCGUCCGGCGCCAGAAGGCCACAGACGGUUUGUGAGGCGGAGAAGGAGAUCCGUCCGGCGGAUAAAGAUGGUGUUCCGGAGUGAGGAGAUGUGCUUGGCGCAAUUGUUUCUGCAGUCCGGCUCUGAAUACGACUGCAUCAGUGAGCUCGGGGAGCUCGGGCUGGUCGAGUUCCGAGAUCUCAACCCGAGUGUCAGCUCCUUCCAGAGGCGCUUUGUCAGCGAAAUCAAGAGAUGUGAGGAGAUGGAGAGGAUUCUGGGCUACCUGCUGAGAGAGAUUCAAAAGAUUCAUAUCGCCGUUCCAGAGGAGGAUGAGAGCCCGCUCGCUCCUCCCCCCAGACAAGUCCUUGAGAUCAUGGAGCAGCUCCAAAGGCUGGAGAUGGAGCUCAGCGAGGUGACCCGAAACAAAGACAAGCUGCAGAGGAACCUCCUGGAGCUCACCGAGUACACGCACAUGCUGAAGAUCACAAGGACCUUCAUCCACAGCCGCUCCAGACACGAGGCUCUGGGUCCCCAGUAUGAAGAGUUCCCCACGGUGGACACGGACACGGUGACGGGAUGCACUGGUAUGCAAAGACUUGGAGCCAAGCUGGGGUUUGUGUCUGGUCUCAUCCAGCGGGUCAAGGUGGAGGCCUUUGAGCGCAUGCUGUGGAGGGUGUGCAAAGGCUACACCAUCCUCAGCUACGCCGAGGUGGACGAGAACCUCGCCGAUCUCGACACUGGGGAGAUCAGCAAAAGCGUCGUGUUCCUAAUCUCUUUCUGGGGAGACCAGAUCGGACAGAAAGUGCAAAAAAUCUGUGAUUGUUACCACUGCCACCUCUACCCGCACCCGGAGAACGACGAGGAGCGGGCGGACGUGUUGGACAGCCUCAGGACUCGCAUCCAAGACCUUAACAACGUGCUGCACCGCACCGAGGACUACCUGAGGCAGGUCCUGCAGAAGGCCUCGGAGUCGGCCUACGCCUGGGUUGUGAAGGUGAAAAAGAUGAAGGCAAUCUACCACAUCCUGAACCUCUGCAGCUUCGACGUCACCAACAAGUGUCUGAUUGCGGAGGUGUGGUGUCCCGUCAGCGACCUGGCGAACCUGCGUGGGGCGCUAGAAGAGGGCUCGAGAAAAGGAGACGCCACCGUGCCGUCCUUCGUGAACCGCAUCCCGAGUACCGACACUCCGCCCACCAUGUUGAGAACCAACAAGUUCACGUCGGGCUUUCAGAGCAUCGUGGAGGCGUAUGGGGUGGGGGAUUAUCGCGAGGUAAGCCCAGCCCCCUACACCAUCGUCACGUUCCCCUUCCUGUUCGCUGUGAUGUUUGGCGACCUCGGCCACGGGGCGGUAAUGAGUCUCUUCGCCUUGUGGAUGGUGCUCACGGAAAAAACCCAGAAGAGGAAGCGGUCCGACAACGAGAUAUGGGUGACGUUCUUCAACGGUCGAUACAUCAUCCUGAUGAUGGGGCUUUUUUCUAUCUACACCGGGCUGAUUUACAAUGACUGCUUCUCCAAGUCUCUUAACAUAUUUGGCUCCGGGUGGAGCGUUAAGGCCAUGUUCACAAAUCAGCAGUGGACAAAUAAAACCCUCCAAACAAAUGCUUUGCUGACGUUGGACCCCAACGUCAGCGGGGUUUUCACGGGGCCGUACCCCUUCGGCAUCGAUCCUAUCUGGAACAUGGCGGUGAACCGGCUGUCCUUCCUCAACUCCUACAAGAUGAAGAUGUCGGUUAUCAUCGGGGUAAUCCACAUGAGCUUUGGAGUGGUGCUGAGUGUCUUCAAUCACUUGCACUUCCGACAGAAAUGUAAUGUCUACCUGCAGUUCCUCCCUGAGCUGCUCUUCCUGCUCUGCCUCUUUGGCUACCUGGUCUUCAUGGUCCUCUAUAAGUGGCUGGCGUUUGGUGUACGAGACUCCAGCGCGGCUCCCAGCAUCCUAAUCCACUUCAUUAACAUGUUUGUCAUGCAGGGGAAGGACAUCACUCCUCUCUACCCGGGACAAAUUGGGCUGCAGAUCUUCUUAAUUGUGAUAGCAAUGCUGUCGGUUCCUGUGCUGCUGUUGGGGAAACCUCUGUACCUGUACUGGUUGUACCGGGGAGGCAAAGGCCUGCGCAGACGCAGGGGUUAUGAGAGAGUGAGGCGUGUGAGUGAGGACGACUCCGCAGCGCCGGCCUAUGACGAUGACGAAGACGAAGAGGAAGCACUGGACGAAAUGCCGAGCAGAGAAGCUCUUCCCAAAGAGUUUGACUUUGCGGACGUGCUGCUGUACCAGGCCAUUCACACCAUCGAGUACUGCCUGGGCUGCAUCUCCAACACGGCGUCCUACCUGCGUCUCUGGGCUCUCAGCUUGGCUCACGCCCAGCUGUCAGAGGUGCUGUGGGGCAUGGUGAUGCGUCUGGGUCUGAGGGUCACCACGAGGGUCGGGGUGGUGUUUUUGGUCCCCGUGUUCGGCCUCUUCGCCGUGCUCACCGUGUCCAUCCUGCUGGUCAUGGAGGGCUUGUCGGCGUUCCUCCACGCUCUGCGGCUCCACUGGGUGGAGUUUCAGAACAAGUUCUACCACGGGACCGGUGUCAAGUUUGUGCCCUUUGAUUUUUCCCUCCUGCCCUCCGUUUUUGAACAAGAUGGCUUGCUUUAAAACGAUAUGGACCCUGAGUUACUGCAUACGAGUGGAGGCAAACUUUAGAACUGGGGAGGGUGCUGGAAGCUGGAACAAUUCACACUGUGAUGACGACAACAAACCUUCGAGACAAUGGACUGAAACGGCCUCUUGUAGCAACCUUUUUCACCAUGACGAUUUUUGAAAUGCUAGCGUCUGUGCUGAUGCCUUACUUCUGUACCCAGCAAACCUGUGUAUAAACAGAGAUUCAACAUUACGUCCUCUGUUAACACUGUCAAUCUGAAGUCGGAUGUCGCUCAAAACUACUUCCCACACCAGUUGGGUGAGUUUUUUAUUUGCAUUGUGCUGUGUAAACUGGAUUUGUAUUAUUUACAACGAAAGGUAUUUAAAAUAUUCACUUAUACAGUGCAAUGUAAAGGUCCAACUCUAUCAGAAAUCAUAUGAAGCAUCCUGAUGUAGUGCCAUAGAGAUUUAUUUCUGAUGACGAUAUAGAGAUGCCUUUGGGUCUUUUACAAUCUUCCUCCACAAGAUGACAGAAGACCUCUAGGCAUCAAAAUCCCCAAAACAAUAACGAACAUUUCAACCCUUUUUGUGAGGCAUUUAGUCACAAAGCACUUUGUAAAAUGAUUGUAUAAUGAAAGGUUUCCACUCUUGACUGUAAUGAUGCCAAAUGAAAAUAAUCUUCAACUGUUAGCUGUUUGCUUAUUUAAUUAUUAUAGCAUUUUAUUAUUCGUAAUCUACCCUGUAAUCGAUAAAAAAAACAAAAAUACUGCAGAAAAAAUCUUUAUUUGAUGAUACUACAUGUUGCAUUUGUUAAUGAUAAUUAAUGAUGAUAUUUAUUUAAAUUAUUGUUAGUAUAGGAGUUGAAUAUUUUACCUUUUUGAUGUGUUCAAUAAAGGUUCCAAGAAAUGCAAGAAAGUGUG
Molecule: messenger RNA, 4063 nt
Organism: Gasterosteus aculeatus aculeatus (three-spined stickleback)
Lineage: Eukaryota; Metazoa; Chordata; Actinopteri; Perciformes; Gasterosteidae
Gene: atp6v0a2a
Product: ATPase H+ transporting V0 subunit a2a
Biological process (GO): vacuolar acidification; proton transmembrane transport
Cellular component (GO): vacuolar proton-transporting V-type ATPase, V0 domain; plasma membrane; vacuolar proton-transporting V-type ATPase complex
Molecular function (GO): ATPase binding; proton-transporting ATPase activity, rotational mechanism
Source: RefSeq, a predicted model, not a curated record